This is a messenger RNA of Sphaeroforma arctica JP610, 828 nucleotides long. RefSeq lists its product as hypothetical. NCBI's taxonomy places the organism in Eukaryota, Ichthyosporea, Ichthyophonida. The coding region runs from base 1 to 828 and encodes 275 amino acids. The record is from RefSeq and is a predicted model, not a curated record. The transcript has a single exon.
AUGGGCUUAGUUAAAGCAUUCUUGAACAAAAUUCAAUCGACGUGGAAUCAGAAGCAAAAGUCGGAGAUAACACAAUGGCAACCUGUAGGCCGCUAUGGCGUCAGCCAGGAUACGGUAAACUCCAAUAUGAUCCAGAUGAGCCAAGAUAAUGUCCUGCAAAUUGUGCGUACCUCUGAUAAACACUGGGAGGGCGAAGACGGUGACGGGAUAUACAUAGAAGAUGGACACAAUGUCGUUAUGAAGAGGAAAACAAUGGUGAAAAGGAAUACGCUGCAAAUAACAAACACAACAGGGCAAUCUACCAGUUGCCUAAAGGUUAAAACACCAAUACCAGAAUCAUUACGGAGAGGAGAUUUGUUUAGUGUCAGCAGUCGAUUUGACCAAAGUAAUAGGUCAACCCCGAUUAGAACAAGAUCUGGACAGCCACGGAUCAUGCCCAGCGUGGAUAGCACACCCGAAGAUAAGUUUAAACGCAGAAAAAAUUCAAAUUGCGCGACGAGCAGCAAUGAAUUUUUCAAUCCAAGUGAGAAUAGAGCAGCAUGGCGUCCAAUUCGCGAGGUUGCUGAUGUUACAUUCGAUGAGACUGUAAAUGUGGUUUACACACACGGAGAGAGUGAAUAUGAUCGUACACCUAUUGACGUUGAUCAUUCUGUGCCAAUGAUGACAGUGUAUCGCGAACUCAUGAUUUUCAAACUUUGUGAGAUGCCCAUAAAUGAAUUCUCAUUACACAAUACGAAUCAGCACCUUUCUAAGCUGCCACCCGCUGUGAAAGAGACAAUGACUGGCGUGUUACACUCUAUUCUAAACGACUACGGCGAGAGAGAAUAG